This is a messenger RNA of Vigna unguiculata (cowpea), 1342 nucleotides long. RefSeq names its product rRNA 2'-O-methyltransferase fibrillarin 2-like. Gene Ontology annotation, molecular function: RNA binding; rRNA methyltransferase activity; histone H2AQ104 methyltransferase activity. Lineage: Eukaryota; Viridiplantae; Streptophyta; Magnoliopsida; Fabales; Fabaceae. Gene Ontology annotation, biological process: rRNA methylation; box C/D sno(s)RNA 3'-end processing. The record is from RefSeq and is a predicted model, not a curated record. Gene Ontology annotation, cellular component: box C/D methylation guide snoRNP complex; nucleolus; small-subunit processome.
UAAAUUCAAAACCCUAUUUCUUAAACCCUAAUUAUCAACCUUCACCUAUUCCAUUUCCACCUGUUGCGUCUUGUCGCCGUUUGCAACCUCUGCUGUGGAAGAUGGCUCCUCCCAGAGGUCGUGGUGGUGGUGGUGGAGGUUUCAGGGGUGGUAGGGGAGACAGAGGUAGAGGAAGGGGCGGUGGUGGAAGAGGAGGAGACAGGGGUACACCCUUUAAAGCCAGAGGUGGCGGGAGAGGAGGAGGCAGAGGAGGUGGCCGUGGAGGAGGUAGAGGUGGUGGCCGUGGUGGAAUGAAGGGAGGGAGUAAGGUCGUUGUUCAACCACAUAGACACGAGGGUAUUUUUAUUGCCAAGGGUAAAGAAGACGCCCUUGUCACUAAGAAUCUGGUUCCUGGUGAAGCUGUUUAUAAUGAGAAAAGGAUAACUGUUCAGAACGAAGAUGGUUCCAAAGAAGAAUACAGAAUUUGGAAUCCUUUCCGCUCGAAGUUGGCUGCUGCCAUCCUUGGUGGAGUUGAUAACAUAUGGAUUAAACCUGGUGCCAGAGUCCUUUACUUAGGAGCUGCUUCUGGCACAACUGUUUCUCAUGUUUCUGACAUUGUUGGCCCCACAGGAGUCGUGUAUGCAGUUGAAUUUUCCCAUAGAAGUGGACGUGAUUUGGUCAAUAUGGCAAAGAAGCGUACUAAUGUUAUACCCAUUAUUGAAGAUGCUAGACAUCCCGCUAAGUACAGGAUGUUAGUUGGUAUGGUUGAUGUCAUAUUUUCUGAUGUUGCCCAGCCUGAUCAGGCAAGGAUUUUGGGACUCAAUGCUUCGUAUUAUCUCAAAUCUGGAGGUCAUUUUGUUAUUUCAAUCAAGGCUAACUGCAUAGACUCAACAGUUCCUGCGGAGGCAGUGUUUGAAAGCGAAGUGAACAAGUUGAAGGCUGAUCAAUUCAAGCCAUUCGAGCAAGUGACCCUUGAACCAUUCGAGAGGGACCAUGCUUGUGUUGUUGGUGGAUACAGAAUGCCUAAGAAGAAAAAGGACACAGCAGCGUAGAUUGCUUAGUCAUUAGCCACUAGGCGUGUACCAAUCUCAUUUCAUGAGACUUUUUUGUUAAUUGUCUUACAAAUCUGUCUUCAAACACCUCUAUUUUGACCAAAACUUUGUACUUUUAGUAGUUAAUUAGUAUUCAAGUUCUCUGCCGUCAAUAUUUAGUGUGCUAUAGUAUAAUCGCAUAACGUGUUCAACUAUUUACUUGUGAAGGGAAUGAGUGUGAAAUCAUCGAAAACCAAUGCGGAAUCUUGGUCAUGAAGGAGUGCUAAAAGUUUGUGAUUAUAAUGUCACUCAAGCGGAAUCACUUUUGAUAA